Molecule: messenger RNA, 825 nt
Organism: Aspergillus ochraceoroseus IBT 24754
Lineage: Eukaryota; Fungi; Ascomycota; Eurotiomycetes; Eurotiales; Aspergillaceae
Exons: 4
Coding region: 1-825 (274 amino acids)
Source: RefSeq, a predicted model, not a curated record
AUGCCGCCCAAACGAAAGCGCUCAAAUGAUGCCCAGGGCGAAGACCAAAACACCGCAUCCAAGAAGCGUUACACUUAUCUGAAGCCGCAGGUCCGACAUAUAUCAGAGCGAACUAUCAAAUCGAAAUGGUCUACACUCCCUGAACCGGUUCAAGAUAAAGUACGCGAUCUAUUUCGAGCCCUUGAGCGUCCGGUCAUAGUCCGACAACAAAAUGAGCGCAAACGCUACGAAGCGCAAGCUGCGGUUCAAGCUGUCGUGAAAAACCUCGGGAAACGCUUACCCAGGAUGCCUUUUCCUCCGUUGACGAAGGACUCCGUUUUCGAGUACGAAGCUGCGCUAAAGGAACAUUCUGCGCUAGAGUUAUCCCUUUCGACAGCCAUGGAUAGCAUUGACAUUUUGAAGAACGAGAUUGCCAAGGAAGAAGCAUUGCUUGCAAGGGAAAGCAAGGAGUUGCACGAAAUGGAGAAAAACGCUAAACGCGCCGAGACGGAGCGAAAGAGGCAGAUGAAGAACGCAAGUUCCAUUCUGAACCCGAGAGUUAUACGUAUUGGCAUUAACAAGCUACAGGAGCAUCCCAUCCUCCGGCAACUCAACGACACCCCUGAUAGAGUUGGAAGUCCGGCUGGGUUUACUUUAAUGAGCGCAAAGGAUACACAGUCCAGUUUUGACGAGCUCGAGGCUGAUCCGGAAGUCUCCACCCUACUGAGGCAAUUGAACAAUCACUUGAAAUCAAUGCAAAACAACGCUACCCCUCUCGUUGGACUAAAAGACGCGAUUACACGAUCCCAAACUGCGUUGAGCCUAGCAACUAUGCCUGAUGACUGA